Molecule: messenger RNA, 783 nt
Organism: Rhipicephalus sanguineus (brown dog tick)
Lineage: Eukaryota; Metazoa; Arthropoda; Arachnida; Ixodida; Ixodidae
Product: actin-binding Rho-activating protein-like
Exons: 3
Coding region: 1-579 (192 amino acids)
Biological process (GO): positive regulation of Rho protein signal transduction
Molecular function (GO): actin binding
Source: RefSeq, a predicted model, not a curated record
AUGGCGGACCAGGAGGAGGAAGGCAAAGCCAAGAAGGAGGUGCGCGUGUUCGGGCGUCCUGAGCUGGCCUCCAAGGUGGCCAUGUUCCAGCGCAAGGCCGAAGACCACGAGCGUAAGCAGAAGGACAAUCCUUUUUCGGGACGCUGGGACGGAUCCGCCUCCAGCGCACUGUCCAAGGACGACCCACGGUACGGCCACCCCGAAGAAGGUUCGAAGACGGAGAAGCGUGGUAAGCAAGCCGGCCAGCUGAUAAGCAGUGAGGUUCGCGUACUGUGCGAGAACCUGCACGAGUUCGGCACCGAACAGCCGGACGGCACACGGGCUAUCACGUUCGGCGAGCUCUUCCAGCUGUACACGAGCAUCUCGAACAAGGUGGUGGGCAUCCUGCUGCGUGCGCGCAAGCACGGGCUCGUCGACUUCGAGGGCGAGAUGCUGUACCAGCGGCGAGACGACGGCGUCGUAAUCCGGCUGCUGCGGCCCAUCGCCGAGAUACACGCGGAGAUGGGCUACGACCCGGCUCUGGCGCAGCUGCCCAAGACCACACCCGUGCUGCUGGGAGGCAAGACAGCCGCAUCGUAGCCGCAAGACACUGUUCUACGUGGCCACAGCCUCUGAUAGUGCUCACUCGAGCCCCGGCAGACACGGCCGUGGUUAAGAUCGGCGUGAUCAGCCGUAGCUCUAUGUGUGUGUACGCGUUCCGUUUGGAAAGACGUAACGAAGCUUGUAACAACGAUUUCGGUUUCUGUCCGUAAACGAAUUAAAGAAGAGCUUUCAAAGCUUCCA